Anoplopoma fimbria (sablefish) is the source of this 2443-nucleotide messenger RNA. RefSeq names its product DBF4 zinc finger (gene dbf4). Lineage: Eukaryota; Metazoa; Chordata; Actinopteri; Perciformes; Anoplopomatidae. Gene Ontology annotation, biological process: positive regulation of nuclear cell cycle DNA replication; regulation of cell cycle phase transition. The record is from RefSeq and is a predicted model, not a curated record. Gene Ontology annotation, cellular component: Dbf4-dependent protein kinase complex; nucleus. Gene Ontology annotation, molecular function: protein serine/threonine kinase activator activity; zinc ion binding; nucleic acid binding.
UUUGUGAAGCAGUGACCUGGUGAAGUUGACAACAGAUGGUUAAAUAGUUGAUAAAUACCCUCCGAGGCAUGCUUGGUGCAAACGUGUUGUUUUUACGAAAUAGAAAGCGUCUAACUCUGCGCCUGUCCGCCGGGGAAACGAUACGUGAGCACUUCCUGGGGCAUGUUGGCUCAAGACUGCUGGGAAACAUAAACAAUCAUUCUCAAUGCAAGAGAAUGAAAUGAAGCCGAAACGCAUCCAGAGACACACAGGACCCAAAUGGCCAGGGAAAGGGGUCAGCACAGGAGAGAAGGCCAUGCUGAGCCAAGCAAAGCCAACAUGUGUGUCCUCUUCUGCUCAAGCAAAACCUUUUGCUGGGAAAGUGUUUUACCUGGACCUGCCAUCAAACAGGAUAGCAGAGACAUUGGAGAGGGACAUCAAAGACCUGGGAGGGACUGUUGAAAAGUUCUUCAGUAAGGAUAUUAAAUAUCUGGUAUCCAACAAGAGGGAGGCUAGAUAUGCCCAUUGCAUCAGGCAGGACUCUCCUGUUCCCAGUCCGGUCUCUGGCCCAAGUUCACCUCACCCCCGAUCAAACCGGGACAACGUCAAAAGCAAGUCUCAGGGCCAAACAGACGCAUUUGUUCAAAGUCGAGGGAAGUCUUUGGUGGAGAAAGUUGUAAAAGAGCAGGAGAGACUGAAAAUGAACAAGAUCCUGUCAAAUGCUCUGGAGUGGGGUGUGAAAAUCCUCUACAUAGAUGAUAUAAUUGCAUAUGUUCAGAAAAAAAAGAUUGUCAGUAGCCACUGUCCUGCUGCCACUGCUGUCAAAUCAAGUGUCAAAGCUAGUUCAGCGGCAAGGCAGGGCUUUCAGAAAUGCAAAGGGGGGCGAAUCGGUAAACCUUUCAUCAAGGUGGAGGAUUCAAGCAGACACUACCGACCGAUCUACCUCACUAUGCAAAACUUACCCGAGUUUAACCUGAAGACUGUCGCUCCCUGUAGUCCAUUCUGUGUUGAGGACAAGGUUCUUCCUGGAAACAAACAGCCAGGACGCAGAGGGGGAAAAGCCUCAGCCAGUGAAGAGCUUGCAAACGGCCGAAAGAAGAUAAGAGACAAGAAACGAGGCGGCUUCUGCGAAUGCUGUAUGAUCAAAUAUGAGAACGUCACAAUGCAUCUAAAAAGUGAACGUCACAAGGCUUUCUCCAAGAGUGCCGAGUACUUGGUGGUGGACAAACUGGUUUCAACUCUGCACUGCAACUUCCACAUCAAAACAAAAGUUAAAAGACCAAAAUGCAGUGUUUCCUCUGUUCUGAUUGCUCCUGGACCAUGUGGGAAAACUGUGCAAAGACACGAGGAAGAUAUCGAUAAAACAGAGAUUAUUGAAGAAGAAGAAGAAGAAGAAGAAAAGCAUCGGACUGUCGAUGGGCAUGAGGGAUCUAACUCAUCACACCCUGUAAAAAUCACAUCAGUGACUGGUUCUGCUCCUCUGAUUCCCAGUGAGAGGAGGAGCUGUUACACUCACCUGGACAGAUCCAAGCACAAAGCUCUUGCACGUAAACGGCAGUGCAGACAGAAUUCUUUGACUUCUUGCUCUCAAAAAGCUGAGCAAGCUCCAAUUCCUGAGCCCAGGAUGGAAACGGCUCCCUCUAGAGGUGAAUGUCUUGCCUCUAUUCCCCCCAGAGUCACUCCUGUCUACAAUGUGGACCAAAAAACAACUGGAGACCAGAACAGCUCAAACUCCUGCCUUCAUGAUAUGAACGUCCAAAGUGAAGCUUCAUUAAAAUGCCUUAAUGUCAAAACAAAUCAACAAGAGGAGUCUGAUAAGAAACAGGGUUCCUCAGUGUGUGAGGCUGUUCAGGACGGAAACGUAUUGGUUGACAAAAUUACUGGAAACAACCUCUUGGAAACGGAAGAAGAAAGUCUUCCUUCACACAGCUUCUCUCCGGAGCGCAAAAUACAAAGGAGAGUGAGAGUUUAUAAACGCAAGAGACGGAAAGUGGACACGUGUGUAGAACGUGUAAAGCCGAGUGACAAUCCUGACAACUCCAUGCUGAAACUCUGGGAGCUUUUUCAGUCAACUGAUGACAUGGAUGCAGAAUUUACGGGGUUUAAGGACUAAUGUAGGGAGAAAUGAACUGGAUUAUUUUACUUGCCUUUUACAAUACUUGAAAUACGCCACAUUCUGUGCCAUGGACUGGACAAGCCACUAGAUUUUUCGUGUCACUUUGAAGACAGCGGAGUGAUCCAUAUUUUGUUUCAUCAGAUGACGGGCAGCUGCGGAUGUGUAUGUGGAUUUGGUACUUAGCUUUGUAUAAGAUAAACAACUUGAAAGAGGGUAAACCAGUUUAAUAAUUACCUUUUUUAAAGUGGCAUGCUGCAAAGGUUUAGAAACUAUUAUAUUCCCAUGAGUAAUAAUUUGACUAAAACGUAAAAGUUGUAUUGACAUCUUAAUAUCCAGUUACAUUUUUUU